This is a messenger RNA of Lactuca sativa (garden lettuce), 1095 nucleotides long. NCBI's taxonomy places the organism in Eukaryota, Viridiplantae, Streptophyta, Magnoliopsida, Asterales, Asteraceae. The record is from RefSeq and is a predicted model, not a curated record.
AUGAGUGAUGAGAAUUGUUUAUUUGCUUAUGUUAAUCUAAUAUGUGAUACAAUCAUGGGAAAUAUAAAAACCAGUCAUUCUUUUUUCAAAAGAAAGGUUGAUAAUGAAGAAAUUUGUGAUGAAAAUCAAGAGAUUAAACAUCACAAAGCUUCAACAAUUAAAGGAUUUGACAAUUGGAAAAAAGUUAAUGAUGGGAAAAAUGGUGCAUUCUUGAAGCACAUUCGCUAUUCACAACAAAGAAAUAAUGUUGCAUUCGCUGAAAACUUGAUGAACCAAGAAUCACACAUUGAAAAUAUUAUAGUGAAGCAAAAUGAAGCGCAAAUAUUAAAGAAUCGUUUACGAGUAAAAGCUUCGAUUGACACGGCUCGUUGGUUGACAUUUCAAGUGUGUGCUUUACGAGGACAUGAUGAAUCUCCUAAUUUCCAAAAUUGUGAAGGGAUCAUACGAGAAAGCUUCUUGGAUUUGGUUCAAGUUAGGGUAACCUUAUCAUUAACCCUGAAAACAAAUAUGAGGAGACAACUUUUGCACUAUCAGUUUGAUGUUAGUAAAAUAUGUGGCCAAGGUUAUGAUGGUGCUAGUAAUAUGAGAGGGGAAUGGAACGGAUUACAAGCACUUGUUCUUAAGGAUUUGUGUGCUUCCAGUAAGUGUCAUGAUGAGUUACAAAAGGCAAAGGCAACUAAGAUUGAACAAUUAUUGGAACUAGGUGAAAUCGAAUCAGGGGGUGUUAAGCACCCAUCAUUUGACAGGAAAGCAAUUAGCAAUGGUCGACACGAUUUUGAGCUGAGUGUUAUCCGUCUUUGUGAUGCAGCUUGGAAAGAGGUUGAUCAAAGGGCACUUCUUAUUCUCCAAUCCUCAUUAUCUGAGGAAGCUAUGGCCGAAACCCUUGGCCUGGUUACAGCCCACGAAAUCUGGAAAGCAUUGGAACAAGCUUAUAGCCAUGACUCACGUGAGAGGCUCACUACAAGGAUCGUACACUAUGCAGACGACAAUUUUGAACUUUUUCCAGACGGCUUGUCGUCUCUAAAGCCUAUACCAACAUAUGUGGUUUUGUUAUAUAUACCAUCUAAAACAAAUCCAAAAGGGAUAUUUGCAUAA